GCCGUUAAGGUGAAGUAAGAAGAGCUCUCAGGCUUUGUUCCGGUGAGCAGCGUGUGCGCAGUUUGGUUGCAGAAAUCCGAAGUUAUUAACGUGUGUUGUAUCCUUCGACAUGGUGAAGUUAUCUGCGGAGCUGAUUGAGCAGGCCGCUCAGUACACCAACCCUGUGAGAGACAGAGAGCUGGAUUUACGAGGUUAUAAAAUCCCAGUGCUCGAAAAUCUCGGAGCAACUCUGGACCAGUUUGACACUAUUGACUUCUCUGAUAAUGAAGUCAGAAAACUGGAUGGUUUCCCUCUGCUCAAAAGACUGAAAACACUGCUAAUGAACAACAACAGGAUUUGUCGUGUAGGUGAGAAUCUGGAGCAAUCGCUGCCGAGUCUGUCUGAACUGGUUCUCACAAAUAACAACAUUCAGGAGCUGGGUGACUUGGACCCUCUAGCCUCAGUGAAGACAUUGUCCCUCCUCAGCCUGUUAAGGAAUCCAGUGACCAACAAGAAGCAUUACAGGCUCUAUGUCAUCAGCAAAAUCCCCCAGAUCCGUGUGCUUGACUUCCAGAAGGUAAAGCUUAAGGAGCGCCAGGAGGCGGAGAAAAUGUUCAAAGGCAAACGAGGUGCUCAGCUUGCAAAGGAUAUUGCCAAGCGAACGAAAACAUUCACUCCUGGAGUGGCUGCGCAACUUGAGAAGAAGAAGACGGGGCCGUCUCAAGCAGAUGUGGAAGCUGUCAAGAACGCCAUCGCCAAUGCUUCAUCAUUGGCUGAGGUGGAGAGGUUGAAAGGGAUGCUUCAGGCGGGACAGAUCCCAGGCCGAGAUCUAAGACAAGGUCCAGGUGAAAUGGUGGAGGAAGAGGAGGAGGAGGAAGAAGAGGAAGACACUGAACAGAUGGAAACACACAUGGGUGGAGAUGCUGGAGAGCAGAUGAAUGAGAGAAAUCCAGAGGAUGAUGAAGAUAUGGUUCAAGAGCCACAUGUUAAUGGUUCCUGAAAACCCUGAAAGCAUUUUUCGUUUUUUAUGUUGUGAAUUUCUUGUGUUGAACGUACAUUUACCAGGGCUGGUUUUUUAUUUUGUAAAAUGACCAUUAAACAAAUUUUGAAUAUUUGAA
Messenger RNA from Hippoglossus stenolepis (Pacific halibut), 1097 nucleotides. RefSeq names its product small nuclear ribonucleoprotein polypeptide A' (gene snrpa1). The coding region runs from base 110 to 979 and encodes 289 amino acids. The transcript is spliced from 9 exons. Gene Ontology annotation, cellular component: U2 snRNP. NCBI's taxonomy places the organism in Eukaryota, Metazoa, Chordata, Actinopteri, Pleuronectiformes, Pleuronectidae. Gene Ontology annotation, molecular function: U2 snRNA binding; protein binding. Gene Ontology annotation, biological process: mRNA splicing, via spliceosome. The record is from RefSeq and is a predicted model, not a curated record.